AUGGAGAAUGACGGAGAGCCGACCUCACGGCGGGCUAGUCGACCCAUCAGAGGAAUGCUUGAUCAUUCUCCUACAGAAGAUAUAGGGUCAGUCCCAAGAUCGGCUGCUACAGAAGGCACAACGGCCCCAGGAGAGCUGGUGAAAGGUCGACGGAAGACGAGAGUCCCUCAACAGAAGUUGGAAUUAGCUACGCUGCCACACGUCCAAGAUAUACCCAAAUUGGCACGCGAGGAUGACGCCACUGACUCGUGCCAUGCUGCCACAAAGCACGUAAUCCCUCGGGUACCACAGCAGCUCCAAUCAGCCGCAGAGAUAAGCGAUGCUCACAAGGCCAUAGCUUCUACUCGGAGCGCUGGUACGGACGUUCAACGCAGAAAAGUUCCUAAAUUCAAAAGCAAUGCCCCACUUGCCAAGAAGGACCGGGGCAGAACGCAGCACAACAAUGGCAGUACAGAUGAUAAAGUUUUCACAGUGCAGAGUGAAGAAGUCCAAUCAGAAACCAAGUUUCGGCGUCUGACACUUUCACUGCCACGGAAACCGGAGUCUUGGGAGAAGCGAUCUGCCCGUAAAAAGUAUACGCUACACCUCAAGACUGAAGUGGACUGGAAUGAGGACCUACGGCCAACUGACGAUGAGGACUUGUGCCAUGCCAAUAGCAAUGACGAAGGGACAUCCGUGUCUACCCCAGAUCCUGAGCCCAUGUGCGAGAAUGAGCAGAAGGAGAGUCGUAAACGCAAAGGAUCAAACGCUCAAACAAGUUCCGGAAAACGUAAAAAACCUGCGAAACGUAUGGCUAACAACAAGAGGGAAAGCAGUCGACAGCCUCAAUUGCACUUGACUUCACUGAUUGCGGAGCCCACUAUGGAGUUGCAGCCAGAAGCAAUUGCCUCCAAUACAAAGACUGACCUGUUACCAGGUGGACAGUCCGAAGAUUUCUCGGCCGCCGGAAAGCCACACAAGAAUAGUCUGAGUGAACCAGCAACUCAGCAGCAUGAAAUUAUUGAAAUAACGAGCUCCCCAAUGGUAUCUGAAUCGACUAGCUCAGACUAUGGCAUUGACGUGCUCAGAGGACAAACUUACCGGGUGAUUGGAACAAGCUGUGAUGGCAGAGGUAAAUCUGUCGGCCAAAAGCUGGCCGAUGCUCUUCAUGGAGUACAGCUACAUUCCCAACUUCGGCCUGCUGUUGAAACCACUUUGCAUACUACUUACAAGGGACAUAUUGGGAGUGAUCGCCAAGAGGCUGCAAGUCCUUCUUCACGCAUGCCCACUACUGAUGGAUCUCAAGGCCAAUACCCGCAUUUACUGGACCAUGGCAUCGAACAGACACAAGCAAGCUUUGGUACUAGAGAACAACGUCAAGGAUUGGCAGGAGCCUUCCAACUGACCCACACGACAAAGUUACCCUCGGAGAUUGCGAAUCUCCAUAACGCUGAGGAAACCCAAACUUUUGCUAAGCCCCGAGGCUCAUUGAAUGACAGAGACUCUGUUAAUAUCAGAGUUGGCAGUGAUGGAAUCAAUGACCACAGUCCAACUCAAUAUUAUCUGCCACAGGACCAUGCGCAGGUUUCCCUCGAGACUGUCGAUGCGAUUAAAGAUCCCCGCCGAGGCAUCAUUCAGUCUCCCAGAGCUGUAUCCGAGCACGAUGCAGAUAGCUCAUCCCAAAGCCCACCGGAGAUAGGAACAAGAACUCUGCCAGCUAUGCUUUUCCGAAGCAGAAACAACAAAGCACAUCAUACCCCCGAAUCCCAGAAACCGCUUCUGAGACUGCAAACCCCCAUUCAUGCAAGGGUUUCGAUUUUGGGGGGGUUUAGGACAGCUCCAAAAAGCAGUAUCGUCGAUUCAAAGGGUAGCCCCCGGCUCAUGCCGCAGGUAAGCCUAGCGGCUGAUAAAGCUCAAUCGCCCCUGAAAGAUGUCCAGGCGCCGAGCGAUGUCGAAAUUCCUGACACCAGUUCCAGUAACUAUGACAAAGGUUCAGAUGGAUACUCUCUCGAUAGUGGAGAAGACGAAGUGACAUGGUCAAAAUAUCAGCGUGACAUGUUCAUGGAGUACGGCUUCCAAACAGCAUCAAUGAAAAAGAGCAGAGCUCAAUCGCCUCCACCCAAGAGGGAUUCUGAAAUUGACAAAAGCAACAAAGUCAUUGUCCAACAACUUACAAAAGAUCUACCUGUUGACCCAAUCUCAGCGUUUCUCAACCCACCUCUAGGUGCCUCAACACGUCAGUGUCACGCUCAUGGAGUCAAUCAAGACCGAACUGCAGAAGUUGCACCGGGCCCCAACCAGAUAUCUACAGCCGAACUCAGUGCAUACGCCGAUCAAGAUCCAAUAGCGCCUCUGUCUACAAAAAUGCUUAGGCCCUCUCAGUCAGCCCCUGAAGCCCAGCAAUUUUCUCAAUCGGGUGAGUCGAAUUUUCUAGACUGGAUCUCAACUCUGCGGGCUGCCCAAAAGAGUGCCCAUGACCUGCUUUUGGAAACAAACAAACGUUUGUCAAGUCAGCUUGCAGCAGAACAAGAAACGAUCCGCCAGGUUCUUCACAUCUAUCGGCAGGGAUGCAAUCGUAUCCUUGAUGAUCUUUUCCAAGCCCAGCAAGUCCGCAUGGGCCUCUACCAGCAACAGAUGACUGUGGUGAAGGAGCAACACCAUCAGAUCUGUCGAGAGUUAGUUCUGGGUCUACAGGAUCUGGAUCAUCGGGUCCAGGGCGAAUAG
Molecule: messenger RNA, 2703 nt
Organism: Penicillium longicatenatum
Lineage: Eukaryota; Fungi; Ascomycota; Eurotiomycetes; Eurotiales; Aspergillaceae
Exons: 2
Coding region: 1-2703 (900 amino acids)
Source: RefSeq, a predicted model, not a curated record